CAAGUGUGUAUUUUUCGUCUUGACUCUUGAGUCGCCAUUAUGAGCAUUUGUUAUUGGUUCUGACAUUGCUCAUAAAAAUGGGUAUAAUUCAACGUUAUCAGCGGUUUGAAUUGUCAGAUCAGUAACUUGCACCACUGGCGGAGAUCACGAACGAACCGUUUGGGCAGGAAUCGCGCGCAGCAGCAGCGACGAUGACUUCAGAGCUGGACGAGCCGAUGACUGUGCCGUCGCUGCACUCGCUCUGCAACGUGAACGCGUCCGAGCUGUAUCCAAAGCAAGACCUUCAAGAGGCCACUCUGGCCGAGGAUGUGCAGCCGGACAGUCUCAAUUCAGGGCCCUUCGGGCCGGUUUUCGGCGAGAGCAUCGAGCAUUUGAGUCGAGUCAGUGAUGGAGGCCUUUUGGCCUUGUCCAACUACAGAGUUUUCUUGCAGAACGAGGGCUGCAGUUACAACAUACCUCUGACUGUGAUAGAUGUAGUAGAAGUGAGAGACCUUUUCUACUUGCAUAUAUUAUGCAAAGACGCACAGUCAGUAAGAUGUUCCUUCAGUUCUGGCGAGGCGUGUACAGAAUGGCAGAGGAGAAUCACGAAAGCAGCCACGCAGCCAAGAGUGCUGGAGAAAGUUUUCGCGCUGGCAUUUUUCGCCUGGGCAAAUGACGAAGCCGACGAAGAGGCAUGGAGCAAACUGGGUGGCAGGAGCGAAGGCCCAACUAACCCUGCGCUCAUCGGAAGUGUUGAAGCCAGCGAACACAAUUUCCACUCUGAGAUCGAAAGACUAGGGUUUGACUUAAGAGGACCCUGGAGAGUCAGCAAACUGAACUAUGAAUACUCGCUUUGUCCGUCGUACCCUCGACUGCUGUUAUUGCCAUCUUGCAUCACUGACGAAGCCCUGGAAGCUGUGGCAAGAUUUCGGAGCGCACGCAGAGUGCCUGCGGUUGUUUGGAGACAUACAAAUGGAGCUGUUUUGGCAAGAUGCAGCCAGCCUGAGGUUGGUUGGCUGGGUUGGCGUUCAGCAGAAGACGAAGAAUUGAUCAGAGCCAUCGCAGAAGCCUGUGCCUGUGAAGAAGUGACUUCCAAAGGAGAGGGAGAGUUGGCCGACGAACCUCAAUCUCAGCCAGAUUCAAAGAAUGUGCUGAUUGUUGACGCGCGAUCGUAUACGACUGCGGUAGCCAACAGAGCCAGAGGAGGUGGCUGCGAGUGCCCGGAGUACUACCCCAAAUGUGAUAUCUCAUUUAUGAAUUUGGCCAACAUUCACGCUGUUCGAAAGAGCUCUCAGGCGCUGAGAAGUCUCUGCGCCAGUGAAGAUCAGCCAAAUUGGUUCAGUCAACUCGAAGGGAGCAGAUGGUUUCAGCUCAUAUCCGGACUUUUAAGAGCUGCAGUUGCAGUGAGUGCGGCGAUGGAGAGAGAAGCAAGGCCAGUGCUGGUCCACUGCUCAGACGGCUGGGACAGGACACCUCAGAUUGUAGCCUUAGCCCAGUUAUUACUGGAUCCUUAUUACCGAACGAUCGAUGGUUUCCAAAUUCUUAUUGAAAGAGAGUGGCUCGAUUUUGGCCACAAGUUUGGAGAUAGAUGCGGACUGGGAGCAGGUGCCACUGACGACAUUAAUGAACGCAGUCCUGUGUUCCUGCAGUGGCUUGACUGCGUCCAUCAACUGCUGACCCAGUUUCCUUGUGCAUUCCAGUUCAGCCACGCCUACCUGGUGCGGCUGGCACAACAUGUAUACUCGAACAUGUUUGGCACAUUCUUGUGCAACUCUCAGCAAGAGAGGGCAAAGCUAAGGGUGGCCGAAAGAUCUUUGUCGGUGUGGCGGUUCCUCAAGGCAAAUCCUGGUUGCCACAAUUUGCUUUACUCUGGCAACCAACAGGUUUUGUGGCCAUUGUGCAGUGUGCGUGAUUUAAGAUUAUGGACUGAGGUGUAUCUGGGGGGAGUUGUGAGAACAGUGGAUGCAGCUCCACCAACGUCCCCGCCGCCAAACCUUUGCAAGUCGCGUUCAUGCGAAGACUUGCAACAGGCGCUUCAUACGCCCUCAAUUCAGACAAGAAGAAAUAGUCAUCCAAGUCUAACAGACAGCACUAUUGAGAGUCUACUGUUAAACAGUGAGCCAGUUACCAAGGACGAGGAGGUGGAGGACUCUGAAAAUGGCGACGCUGUCGACGGCGUAGUUCCUAGCCCAGUUAUUCCACCACCUCCGCCUAUGCCCUCAGUGGAAAGUUCAACAGACACUCUUGUCCCAACAGAAAUAACGAACGGAAUUGCUACUAGAGAAGAUUCACCCAAACUACAGCAGACUCACCAAGUGAUUGAUCAAAAUGGGUCGGAAUGCCAUGUGUGUGCAUCAAGUCGGAAGUUUUUGCUGGAGUCUAGCGUACUUGAACUGUGCAGCAACAACAACGGGGGCCUCCAUAAUGGCCAUACAAGAACAAGCUCUCAUUAUUCAACUCCUACAAGUUACCCACCUACCCCAGGUAGCGGCAGUACAGCAGGUGAAGAUGAGGCUCAAAGAGCCAAUCACAACCACAAAUGUCAGUUGCCCGUCACACCCUUACCAAUGCUAACAUCCAAAGUGGACAUAGACGGUCUGUCCACCCUUCAGUCAGACAUUCAGACACGUUUACGUCACAUUUUCUCAGACUUCCAAAGCCAGGUUGAAGCUCUCCAAAGAGAACUGCACACUACGCGAAUGGCCCUGAUCCAACAAGUGUGCCACCACUGCAGUCCAGGCAUGACUAAUGGAGAUCACAGGACUGACGAAACUGGAUCCCUACCAGACAGUGUGGACAGCAUGGCAGAGCAUGCUGCAAAUGGGAGUCUGAACUCUAGACCAGCGUCAGAUGUGUCUUGGGAAACUGUUGAGGAGAAAGACGCGCUUCCGACCCUUUGGAUGCCCGACCAUGCCGUCAGGAGAUGCAUGGGGUGUGAUACCGAGUUUUGGCUUGGCAGACGGAAGCACCACUGCAGGAACUGUGGUCAAAUUUUCUGCAACGACUGCUCUUGGAACACAGCCCCGCUGCCUUCCGAGCAGUUGUACGAGCCUGUGAGGGUCUGCGCAAACUGCUACCGAGAGAUUGCAAAUAGCGGGAUGCAGCUGAUUCCUAAUGGAUCCCCGCUGCCCAUGACAAACGGCCAGCAGGCAUGCAAGCAGACGACCGCGCAUCAUGACAAGUUGCAGAAGCCGAUCGUGUCCACCGGGACCACCUAAGAAUAUCUAACUGCAGUUACUUGUCUUGCUUCCAUUAGAUUUCAAAGCAUUUUGUAAAAUGGUGUGAUCAGGUAUUUGCCCCCCUCAAUCUCUUGUAUUGAAAAAGAAAUUAAUUUAUUCUUCUUAUUUACUCUGUAUAGAUUUGUUGAACCCAAAAGAUAUGAUGAAAAGCAUGUAUCGCGAGUGGUUUAUUUGAUCAGUUUGUUAUAACAAAUUGUGCGAAUAAGCAAGGAAGAAGAAUGUUGCCUUUGCCCAGAUUUCAUUUAUCGGUCAUAACUAUGUAAUUAAUGUUGAAACAUGCUAAUUAUGUGAUACUGAAAUGUGAUGGUCAAAAUUUAAAUAACAGAGGAGUCUUUGUUUGUCUCGGAUUUAAUUUGUAAGGAGCAUCUUUGUGAUCACGCGAAUACUGUUUACGAUAUAGAUUUACAAUUUUUCUUGCUUCACCUCCAAAUAUUAGCAUUUUUAUUUAAGUGAGAUUGAUUUUUGUUCUUACGCACUUGACUUGGAGGUAUAUUUUGAUUUGUAAUCCUAACCAAAGAUAAACUACUUGAAAAAAAUCGGUUUUCUGCACCUUUGACUUGUAUUGCAUGUCCCGCUACCUUUGAAUAAAAAAAGACUCCCUAAUCGAUGUAAAGAUAGAUGGGCCAUUAUGAAAUUGAAGAAAGGCAAUGUUCUUGAUCACGAGACUGCAUUCUAUGGAACUAAAGGUUAUGAAAGGAUAUCUUUUGUGUAGCAAAUUAGUGUAUAUUAUUUAGUCCUUGUACAAAAUAUAAAUAAAAUUAUAUAAUUGGA
Molecule: messenger RNA, 3989 nt
Organism: Neocloeon triangulifer
Lineage: Eukaryota; Metazoa; Arthropoda; Insecta; Ephemeroptera; Baetidae
Product: myotubularin-related protein 3
Exons: 17
Coding region: 192-3197 (1001 amino acids)
Biological process (GO): dephosphorylation; regulation of autophagy
Molecular function (GO): phosphatidylinositol-3,5-bisphosphate 3-phosphatase activity; protein phosphatase binding; metal ion binding
Source: RefSeq, a predicted model, not a curated record